Messenger RNA from Neoarius graeffei (lesser salmon catfish), 4010 nucleotides. It is a transcript of the gene dbf4b, whose product is annotated as DBF4 zinc finger B. Gene Ontology annotation, biological process: positive regulation of nuclear cell cycle DNA replication; regulation of cell cycle phase transition. Gene Ontology annotation, molecular function: nucleic acid binding; zinc ion binding; protein serine/threonine kinase activator activity. The record is from RefSeq and is a predicted model, not a curated record. The transcript has 12 exons. The coding region runs from base 138 to 2468 and encodes 776 amino acids. Lineage: Eukaryota; Metazoa; Chordata; Actinopteri; Siluriformes; Ariidae. Gene Ontology annotation, cellular component: nucleus; Dbf4-dependent protein kinase complex.
CUUCGAGUUUGUUAAUAUAGCUUUGUUCAGGAACCUGGUCGUUUUAGCGCAGGUUAAAUGGUUUAAACCGCGGUUUAUUUGGCUGUUUUCACCGCCUGCUGUAGUUACAGUGUUCUUGUAAAAGGUGAAGUGGUGUAAUGCAGCGUGUGUUAGCAGUGUGUGAGCCACUGGGCACUCUUAUACCUGGGCCCCGCCCACUGGAGGGGAAGUCCUUUUACCUGGAUGAGGUGAAGAGUCACUCGUGCGGCGUCCUCACGAAAAUCAUCAUCCGCCUCGGAGGGAGAGUGGAGAGUUUCCUCUAUAAGGAUGUGAACGUUGUCAUCACUGGAAACAGGGACGCCCUGACCAACGUCACGGCCUCAGCGGGAAAGGUCAAAGUUCAUAGUUAUUCUUGUGAGCAGAGAGGGCAGGGGAAUGAUGCAGCUCAGCGUCCGGGAACCCCAAGAGCACUGGUGUGUGGCAGCCGAGGAAAGGCCCUGUUGGAGAAAGCCAUCCGCAAUAACGAGCAGUCUCGGGGUGGUGUGCUGUCCAGCGCCACUCGGUACUGGGGGGUGAAGAUUGUGUCUGUAGACCAGUUUAUGAAGGUUGUAGAAGAGCUGAGCACACACUGCAGGAGAGAGGAGAAGAAUUCAAGUGGAUGUUCGAGUGUGCGCGUCAUCAAAGCUGGCAGUCUGAAGGUGGACUUUGUGAAGGUGGAGGACUCGAGCAGGAAGUACAGGCCGCUGCAUGGCCAGUCUCUGGAUUUCCCCAUGCUGAGCUACAAGAGACGAUUCAGUCCUUUUGAGAAUCCUGCCCCAGUGCAGCCUGGGAAAACGAAAGAAGACAAGCAUCAUAAAGAUAAAUUUAGAAAAAGCGAAGAAACGAUCAGUAGUCAUGAUGAUAAACCAUUGGCAACUCCUUCUCCCAAAAUAUCUCGCAGAAAGAGGAGCAUGGGCUACUGCGAGUGCUGCCACAUCAAGUACAAGGAUCAGCAUGAGCACUUGCAGUCUGAUGUUCAUCAACGCUUUGUGGAGGACGUGAGUAACUUUGCCGUGGUGGAUCAGUUGGUGGCUGCCAUGGAUGCCGUUUUCUCAAGCUGUCGAGAUCCACAGCUUGAUGCACCAAUGACGAGGUUGUCAAGCAACUCUGUUGUGCCACCUUCUGAAUCGGAGCUACAGUGUAAAAGUGAAAUAGAAACCUGUGAGGAAAAUCAAGAGGCAGAACCUGCAAGCAAUAUGGAAGUCCAGCGAGAUUGUUUUGGUGACUCCUCAGUUCUCCCUCAGGAACCUCGUGUCGAUAUCAGUCUUUACACAUCCUUGGAAACCAAGCUUGUGGAUGAAAAACUAAACUCAAGCUCAAACUAUGGACCCUGUGUUCCCAGUCCUCGCCAACAGGACGAUUUUAUUUUUGACACUAAUCCUCCAGAGCAUGCUUCACCUUCUCUGGGGGUGGGGUCAGAUGGUCAUAAACCCAGUACUCUCCAGGGACUUGCAGAAAUCUGUCCGAGACCUUUAAUUAGACAAGAGGUUUCAGUAAAUCAUGGCAGAGAUUCAUCACAGUGUUUAAGAAGUCCCAAGCAACAUCAGGAAGAUCAUGUGAAUGAUUUACCUUCAUGUGCACAGUUAAUGGAAAGGGAACGGACACCCCUGGUAGAUGCCGCCUCUUGCUCUUCAUUUCGGUCACUGUCUAUGAACAUUUCAGAUGCCGUGAACCCCAGGAAGCGCAGCAGAUCCUUUACCCUACGCCCAAAGGCCUCAAAGAUGAGGCGGACUAACCUGUGGUCUGAUCCAACCAAUCAGAACAGUGGUGUUGACAUCAGAUUUGAUCAUGUACAGCAAAACGUGAUUAACAGGUGCAGAGACCAUAGUGACGUUCCUGAGCUUGAAACUACAGUGCAGGAUUCUUCGCCAAACUUUCCCCUCGCUAACAUGGCAGCUCCAGAGGAUCGUUUGUCUUUCCGGAAUGAUCAGCAGGUCUGUGAACUAUACCUAAACAAUGAAACUCAUGAUGUUUCAUCAGAACCCAAUCCUCCUCAGCUGUACCCUUUCUUCCUCGAUGACGUCUACCAAAAUCAACCACCAUUUCCUGACCCUCCAAAACUUGCCCCCAUUGUUCCCUUUCCUUCUACAAAUAAGAGCUCCAGUGCUUCUGUUCCAUCUCAGACCUUUUCGUCCAUCUGCAUCGAGUCUGCACUCGUCCCAGACACUUUUUCCCCUGCUUCUUCUGAAUCUGAUUGGGAUUCCGGCCUCCUGUCACGGUUGGCACCACCGGUUCACCUCCAGCCCAAAGAGGGGUCCUGUGAGCUGGACUUGGGGUUGCUUCUGCAAAGUUCUUGUGCCGGGAUGCAGGAUGGAAGCUACACAUCCCGACUGUGUUCUGUUCUGCAGCCCACCGCUUCAUCAUCACACGCUGGUUUUGGAGAGCCGAAUACCGUGUACCGACCAAUCGAGACGAUGGACAGGCGAAUAAUUCAGAGCUUGGGAGUGUAGUAGCAGGACUGCGACUGAACACAUCGGUCAAUUUCAUACUGUAGCUCAGUUGAAACGUCUUCAUUUUGGAUAAGUGUUAUCUGAGCUUGUAAGAUCAGUUGAUGCUAAUCUGGUUCCAACAGCGUAACAUUUGUGUUGGAGUGCUUUAAGAUCUUUCACAUAUAAGAUCCACAUUGCAUUAGCUAACUUGAUUAGCCGUAUCGGCUCUGGACUGGACUGGGAAAACCUUCUGGAAUAUACGUUGCCUUUUAUGCUUCAGCAGUGCAGUGAAGUAUUCGACCAGAGACAGGUGUUCAAGAUCCCAGAUUUUUUUUUUUUUCUUCCUCCCUCCCCAGGGCUUGAGGAAGCACUACAAGGGAUGGGACACGGAAACCAUCAUGCCAAGAUCACAAUAAUCCGAAUCCCAAGCAGUUUUCUGCUAAUGAAUUUGCAGAGCAGUAGCACUUAUAGCAUGUUCAACUCUCCAGGUGAUGUAAUAUAUGGCUAUGGUCAUGGUCUGCUUUGUAAGCAGCCAUCAAACCAAAGAAUACUGUACAACCUGUAGGUGUACAGGUUGUACUCUAGUGAGGUUUGGGUCACAUGGUGUUGGCCAGUCGAGUGUAGUGCACAUAAAGGAACAAGCUAAUCUGAAGUCGUUAUUAUUAAUAUUAAGCAUUAGUGUAAACUAUCAGACCAUUCAGGAUUGCGCUCUCCACAUCAUCUCGACCUUUUGGCAGCGUAAGAAAGCUUUUUGUUCUCAUCGUUUCACGAACAGCACCCGAGAGCGAGUGCUUGCAUUGAGUGUUUUAAUGAAGCGCCACUGCAGGGGGCGUCGGGCAAUUAGUUUAAGUGCUGCGCCUGGACAUAUUCCCACUAAUACGGUAGAGGAUGAAGUGUCGAGUCAGCGCUGGACAAUUAACUUUUCAUAAUACAUUGAAAAGGAUGAACUUGUCAUUUAUGUAAGUGUCCUGAAGGACAGGAUGGAUUAGACGUUUUGGGUGACUAGUUAAUAAGUUGGCGUAAAAGCACAGGAUUGUUUUUUUUGUAGCGUUAAUGAGGAGCCUUGAGGUUCUAUACAGAACUUUUUAAAAAUUGUGUUUUGCUGUCAGUCAAAAAUUUAUUUGAGUGAGCCUUGUAAACGAGACGUGGAAAUCCCAAAGGGUUUGGAGAUGUUGGUGUUCGUGUUGGUUACACAAGCACUGUGUGUGAGAGAGAAGUGAGUGGUGUUUAACUCACUCCAGAACUCCACACUCCUGCAACUAAUCAUCCAUGUUUUCUUUCUUAAACAUAAUCCAAGCUGAAAGAGCAGGAAAAACUCAUCAUGCGUCAGAACACACCCAUCAUGUUUCUGGAAUUUUAUUUCAAAUUUGUAGGGGUUUUUUUUUUUUUUCCCCCCCAAAAAAACUUUUAUUUUUUAAGCUUUUUUCAUCUACCACAUCACUGUGUGGGUUUUUUUUAUUUUAUUUUUUUUAUUUGAAUUUUUUUUCUUUUUUUCUGGAAAGCUUGUGUUUUUUAAAACCUAUGUGAAUUGCUUUUAUGAAUUAAAAAGAUUGCUCACUGAAA